Messenger RNA from Guyanagaster necrorhizus, 1388 nucleotides. RefSeq lists its product as uncharacterized. The transcript is spliced from 4 exons. Bases 39 to 1238 code for a protein of 399 amino acids. NCBI's taxonomy places the organism in Eukaryota, Fungi, Basidiomycota, Agaricomycetes, Agaricales, Physalacriaceae. The record is from RefSeq and is a predicted model, not a curated record.
AUUUCUUUUCUCCCGGCCAUUUUCCCUCUCUGGCAGCGAUGUUGAGGCACUUCUCCUCUGACCUCCGUCGUCAUGUCUUGGUGAACGGACGUUACAUCUCUCCCGAAACCUUGCGUGUCGCUCGCAUAGGAAAUCUUCCAGAGGGUUACAAUCUCGCCGACGUGCUUCAGGCCUCCAAAGCCAAUUUGUCACCUCUUGAACAGAUACUCCCUGACAAGAAUCAUAUCACUUUACGCUUUUUCAAUGAAGAUCUCGCUAAGCGCUUUUGCCUCGCAAAGUCCAAUGCCCACAUGAUGGAUUCUGCGUAUGAGAGCCCGGUAGAGCUCGUCUCUGCGAAGACAGUAGCCUAUUGCGGCCUGGGGGCUUCACGCAAAGUCAAGCUUACGGCCGCAUCGCCUUUAACCAAAGAGACGACUCUUGCUGCACUCUCACAAUUUGGGGACCCCACGGUCACAGAUAUCCGACUUUACGAUGGCAGCGCUUUCAUCGACUUUGCAGAUGUAAAUACUGCUAUUAAGGCUGUCAGUUCUCCUGAGAUAGAAGGCCUUGUAGAUGCCAAGUUUGUCUAUUGCGAGACGAGCAGACAACUCAGAGUACCGUCAUUCGUUUCAAGAGCCUCUGAAAUGAGGCAUGAUGGAAGGAGGACAGUUAUUCUUAGCCAUAUCAAAAACGUUGAUAGAGUAGAGGAAGCCGUAUGGUCAGUUGUCGAGUCAAAGACGAGCGACAGAGUGCUGGAUUCCCAACUUGUCGCAGAGCAGAAAGUCAUGGUUAUCUCAUUUGCUACCGCGGCGUUUGCUGCAGAAUUCAAAGAGAAACUCAAACCCAAAGGUCUAAAGGUCAAGGUACAUUUGGUCAAGUCGCAUAUGUAUAAGGACCAGGUUUCAGCCAUUGGUAUGGGAGCGAGUCGAACUUUGCAAAUUCUCGGAGGCGGGAGCCAAGACCUAGCACAGUUCAACCAGUUUGGUCCGGUUCUGCAAACCGUCCAGAAUGACGAUGUUAUCGAAAUCACAUACAAGAGCUUCUGGGAUUCCAUGAACGCUCUGCUCAAGCUUGAGUCCGGCAAUCAUGGUGUGACUGGAUUUGACGGCGCUUCAAUAUCUUUCCCAAAGACGUCGCCUGUCACCGUUGCUCCGCCCCGAUUGCCUCCAUCAUCUGAACCCUCUCCAUCAUUAGAGGGCUUAAUGUUUGUAGCGAAGGCGGAGUCACUGAUUGCGGAGGCGCUACAAAGCGAGGCUUAAUUGAUAUAUUAGAAAGGUUUAAAAGUGCAACGGAUCCUGGAUCUCAGGGUGCUCAUCCGACAUCGGUAUAACACAUGUCAAUGUAAAGGAUUGAAGCUUCCUCAGAGUGCUUAAUAUCAAUUGAACCCUCAGGCAGAGAAGAUAUUUGAU